AUGGUGGGCAGGAAAAGACAGGGCCGUGCUACGCAGCAGGACAAGUCAGGGAACAAAGACCACUGUGUCACGUGUCACCAUGCACCCAAGGGACACGGCACAAUGGCUGUCCCUCCUGCAUAUACAGACCUGGGGAAGUCGGCGAAAGACAUCUUUAGCAAGGGCUAUGGUUAUGGAAUUCUCAAGAUGGAUAUAAAAACCAAGUCCCAAAAUGGUGUUGAGUUUGCCACGUCAGGCUCCAGCAACACAGACACGGGCAAGUCAGGCGGCCACCUGGAGACCAAGUACAAAAUAGGGGAGCUGGGCCUCACCCUCAGCCAGAAAUGGAACACCGACAACACUCUUGUCACAGAAAUCAACAUGGAAGACCAGCUUGCAAAGGGCUUGAAGCUUGGCCUGGACACCUCAUUUGUACCCAACACAGGCAAAAAGAGCGCCAAACUGAAGACUGCUUACAAGCGCGACUUUGUCAACAUGAGCUGCGACUUGUUGUUCGACAAAGCCGGUCCCACUGUUCACGGCACCGCCGUGCUGGGCUAUGAGGGUUGGCUGGCAGGCUACCAGGUGGCUUUUGACACCGCCAAGUCCAAGCUUACCAUGAACAACUUCGCUCUGGGAUACAAAGCCCCUGACUUCCAGCUUCACACCAAUGUCAACGAUGGCACAGAGUUCGCCGGCUCCGUUUACCAAAAGUUGAACAGCAAAAUGGAAACCGCGGUCCACUUGGCCUGGACGGCCGGUAGCAACAACACGCUCUUUGGAGCAGGCGCAAAAUACCAGCUGGAUAAGGACGCCUCUCUUUCUGCCAAAGUCAACAAUGCUUGUCUUGUCGGAGUCGGAUACACCCAAACCCUCAGGCCAGGAAUCAAGCUGACACUGUCAGCGCUCAUUGAUGGAAAGAACGUUAACGGGGGCGGACACAAGAUGGGCCUGGGCUUUGAACUGGACGCUUAA
Messenger RNA from Nerophis lumbriciformis (worm pipefish), 954 nucleotides. NCBI's taxonomy places the organism in Eukaryota, Metazoa, Chordata, Actinopteri, Syngnathiformes, Syngnathidae. The record is from RefSeq and is a predicted model, not a curated record.